ACACAGUACGGGGGCGUGGCGUGUUGUAUGAAAAACUAGUUUAGGCGUGAAGCAGAACAUAGAUAUUUCCUGUAACAAUCCAGUUUACUGUAGUCAGCUGUGUUGGAGCCUGCGGACUGCAAGGUGCUUGUUUUCUCCUGACUGCACAUCGUUAUUCGAUAAACAAUCAAAAUGUUUGGUUUCCUAAGAGGCUCUUAUGGACAACAAGCCGUUAACUUGAUAGGAAAUAUUUCAAGCUUUUACACUCCCCAACCACCGCCCCCUCGCAUGACUUAUCAUGCUGCAAUGGCAAAUGAGGAUGAAGAAGAGAAGCAGUUCCGAGAAGUUUUCAAGAAGGUUGCAGGAGAUGAUAUGGAAGUUAGUCCUAAAGAACUUAUGACAAUUCUUAACAGAGUGAUGCAAAAAUACCCAGAGUUGAAGACUGAUGGGUUCAGUAUCGAGUCCUGCAGAAGCAUAGUCGCUCUCAUGGAUGCUGACAGCAGUGGCAAACUAGGUUUGGUAGAGUUCAAAUACAUUUGGAAUAAUAUCAAGAAGUGGCAGAAAGUCUACAAGGAGUUUGAUGCUGACAGAUCAGGAACGAUUAAUGGCUGUGAAAUUCCAAGAGCCUUGCAGGCAGCAGGAUUCAACCUUGAUGCCCCACUGAUCAGUCUGAUAACACGCAGGUAUUCGGAUGAGAAUGGUGACAUCGACUUUGAUAAUUAUAUUACGUGUCUCACCCGUUUGGAUGCCAUGUUCCGAGCUUUUAAGACUUUGGAUAAAGACAAUGAUGGAAAAAUCCGAGUGAAAACAGAAGAGUUUUUGCAGAUGACCAUGUACUCCUAAAGCAGCAAAUUAAUCUGAAUACAGGGAAAAGCAGAAGACUUUGUAUGUUCACUAUUUUACUGUGAAUAAUUUCUUUCAAAUGCACCUCUUGGUCUUUUAGAAAGGAUACUCUCUAAACUGCAUUAAUAAAUUACUAUUUUCAUUAAUUGCUGUUUCUUUUACUGAGAUGGUUAACUUGUCUUAGUUUGUGAUACAAGUACAUACCUACAUAUAAAUUAAAUGUUAUUUUAUGAUACCUGUUCCGUCACAAAUAUUUUUGUAUAUGCAACAAUAUUCUGUGCAAUUGCUAUGGUUUUCAUUUUUCACAAGAAACCAUUUAUAAUGUGGUUUUCAUUGUUAAGCAAUGCACUACAAUUUUACUCAUGGACAUAUGAGGCCAUACAUACAAUUUUAUUUUCAGUCUGUGCAGUUAAUUUCCAGCUUGAUUUUACUUUUUUGUACUGUCACUGCAGUGAACACUCAUUUAGCUUACAGACAAUAAAGGCUUACAAAAAGGGUUAUAUAAGAAGAAUAUUAAUGGGCAUUAAGUUUGCUUCCUUCUGUAUACUGUCUCUGAUGAGUGGAUUGUGUCAUCCAACAUCCAAUUACAAAAAACAAUAGUACUACAUGAAUUAUCAAAAGGAUAUGGCUACCUCAUAGUACAAUUUUAGAAGUUACCCUAUCUCCCACAGCAUGGAAAUUACCAAGUCCAGAGUAUUACUGGCUAAUAUGCUAAGCAGUAACUGGACAGGAUGAUAUACAAACAGGAUUUUUUUGAAGAAUAUUUAGCUCUGUGCUCAUUAUCGUUACAUUUUGCUUUGAAAAUGGGUGUGCUCAGUUUCAACAACUUAUAGGACUUGUUUCUGCGAACAGGCUGCAAAGCUUAUUUUUUUAUUUAAGUGUGGUCAAUUUGGCAUUUGCACAUUGUUGAUGUUUUGUUUAAUGAAAUCCAGAGUAAAAGUAAUUUUGCAUAAAAA
Messenger RNA from Protopterus annectens (West African lungfish), 1778 nucleotides. Its product is annotated as calpain small subunit 1-like. Gene Ontology annotation, molecular function: calcium ion binding. Bases 172 to 822 code for a protein of 216 amino acids. Lineage: Eukaryota; Metazoa; Chordata; Ceratodontiformes; Protopteridae. The record is from RefSeq and is a predicted model, not a curated record. The transcript has 11 exons.